Molecule: messenger RNA, 635 nt
Organism: Cricetulus griseus (Chinese hamster)
Lineage: Eukaryota; Metazoa; Chordata; Mammalia; Rodentia; Cricetidae
Source: RefSeq, a predicted model, not a curated record
UACCCUGAGACCGACGCCUCAGAAAUUGAGGUUCUGGUAGCAACACGUGUGACGAUAACGCUUGCUCGUCUACACUUUAAUAUGGCAGAGAGAGGGUUCCGAAUCGCGUUCCCUGUUGUAACUAGUUGGGAUUGGAACUUGACAGAGGCUGAUGUAAAUCCGAAGGCCUAUCCCCUGGCAGAUGCUCACCUCACCAAGAAGCUGCUGGACCUUGUUCAGCAGUCCUGUAACUAUAAGCAGCUUCGGAAAGGAGCCAAUGAAGCAACCAAAACCCUCAACAGGGGCAUCUCUGAGUUCAUUGUGAUGGCAGCAGACGCUGAGCCCUUGGAGAUCAUCCUGCCCCUCCCACUGCUGUGUGAAGACAAGAAUGUCCCCUAUGUAUUUGUGCGCUCCAAGCAGGCCCUAGGACGGGCCUGUGGGGUAUCCAGACCUGUCAUCGCCUGUUCUGUUACCAUCAAAGAAGGCUCUCAGUUAAAGCAGCAGAUCCAGUCCAUUCAGCAGUCCAUUGAGAGGCUCUUGGUGUAGGCCUGUGGCCUCUGCCCUUUCCUGUCUGUUCCCACCCUACUUGUGUAUCAUAUUGUCUGUUAGCAUGUAAGGUUUUCAGCCACUUUCUAUUAUAAAUAUUGUACUACAUC